CAGUCAGAAUCACGUCCAGAUUAACGAUGUUUCGAAUAGGAACUGUCCUUUUGUUUUUGUUUAUUGUGCUCGAUAUCACGUCAGCACAGAACACAGCAGAGAAUCCAUAUAAUUGUCGUCGUCGAGGCUAUGAAUGCAAGAAUGGAGGCACAUGUCAAGAUGGAACAUGCGCAUGCUCUCCCGAGUAUACAUCGUUUGACUGUGGUGUUGCUAUUGCCGACCAAAAUUGCGUGGAUGACCCCUGUACCAACGGUGGAAUCUGUCACAAUACAGACAGCUGUUAUUGUCCUGUGACCCACUAUGGUCCAACCUGUGAUAUGGAGACAGAUUAUCCCCGAUUUAAGGCGAGAACGAAACGGCAGACAGGUUCCAGCAUGCGUAUAUUUCCACGAUUACCUGUAUUUAUAGCCCCCAACACCAAACAAUACUCCUGGGAAUGCCUCGGCGUAGAUAUGAAAAUCAGCAUGAUGGUUCCAGAAGGUUUCAGUGGCGCCAUCUACGGGGCAAUGUCUCGGUCGGAUUGUCGGUUCCAAGAGGAGACAAGUGAAGUGACCGGUUACCGUAAAUUUACGUCAUCAAUAGGAUUCGAUAAUUCGACAUGUGCCGCUACAGAAGUUAAGGAUUAUCCGAUGACCGGGGACAUAACCUACAUUACAGACGUUGUAGUGGGAUUUCACUCCUUUAUCCAGACUAGAAACGAUCGUAUCAUCACAUUCAACUGUACUCAUCCCGCAUCGAAUGUCUCUAUGGAGGCUGACCUCGACAGUUCCGUCAACCAACGAGGAAACUUGACGAGGAAUGAGCAGAAAAAGACAUAUUCACCUGUUCGAUUCCACUUCCUCGACGAAAAACAGAACGUACUCGAACGAGCUCUCUACGUUGGCGAGAAAUUCACCAACAUGGUUUAUCUCACUUCAACAGACGUAUAUACCGCCCUUCUACUGGAGAAAUGCGUUGCCAAUAACGGCGAGGAGGGGACUCAAACUGAGGUGGUUCUCUUGGAAAAUGCGUGUCCAACCGCAGAUGGAAAUCUGGUGAUGCAGGAUCCUCCUGGCCAAGUGAAGAUGGACUACACUCCCCCAGAUUUCCCCGCUCCAAUCCCCGCCGCGGCCCUCCACAUGCUUGGUUUUCGGUUUUACGAGUCCAAACAAGUGUUCAUUCAAUGCGUGGUGAAGAUAUGUAAGGCCGUGGAUGAAGCUGCCUGUGCUAUUCCAGACUGUAACGGCCAAGAUGUGUCCAGAAGGCGGCGUAGUGCCGAUGACCACAACAACAGCACGGACGAACAGACAGUGUCCGGUUUGUUCACAAUACUUGAGGAGCCAAUCGUCCUACCCAAUAAAGAAAUUGUCGAAAAAGAGCCCGAUUGUUUCCGAUCUAGUGAAAUCAUCAUCGUAAUCAUAGCCAUGGCUGCGCUUGUUUUGGUUAUGCUAAUAGCCUGUGUUGUCCUAGCGACACUGAUCGUCCGCUCCAGGGGGAAGGUACAGAAGCUGGUCGAGAACAAUGAUCCUCACGGACUUCACAUACCUCGGGCUAAACUAACAAUGUAAUACUGCGUAUAAUGUCUAUCUCUAAAUAUAUUCUCUGUACACAUAAACAACAGGGACAUAUAUUUGGCAAGUAAAACAUUUGUCUUAUAAUAAUACAAAUUAAAACAUAAACUAUUUCCAUGUGACCAUGUUCCAUUUCGCAUAAGCAAAGUUUAUUAAUUUGUUUGUAUGAUCCAUGAUGCUUAAGACUGCAGGCGAAUACACUAAUGAGUGAAUCGAUAUUUUGAUUAAUUAAGUAUGUCAUUCGGUAAUUGAUAUAUCCGAAAGUGUAUACACUUUAGUUUAGGCUUACUCUGUAGUGGAACGAUGUCUGAUAAUUCAAGAGCCAAGGUGUGAAAAAUAUAAUUAUAUUAUAUGCAUCCCGCUUUUAUAAUACACAAUAUGCAAUAGUGUGUGAUGUGUCUGAGAGAGAAAGACAGAGAGAGAGGUAGAAAAUAUACGACUAAUGUAUAUCAAUAAUAUAUAAAUAUAUAUAUAUAUAUAUGUAUGCAUAUGCAUAAGCUUUACAUGUUCACUUGAACCAACCAAGUUGGUAAUCACGACAGUUUUUUUUUGUUUUUUUUUAAAUAUAUUUUACGCUUAAGAAUUUAUUACGAUAAUACACAGUAAACAGAUCUGAAUCAUUUGCUCAAAUGGCCAAAUUUGAUGUUAUGACUGGACAUAUAAAAUUAACAUUGGUGUAUCUGCCUUUUAGAUGGACUCAUACGUUACAACCAGUGACAUUGUUUUGUUAGUGGGCUUGAAUGUUUGUUAAAUGUGCAGAUAUAGAAACAUUUGAAUAAAUAACAUGUGGCCGCAUCUGAAUCGAGAUGAGGGGUGGAACCGAUUCCCUAAUUCGGCUCUCAUGCUGUAUUUCGUUCAUACAAAGUCGCCUGCCUUUAAAAUUGAAUUGAAUACAUGAGUAGAUAUUAUUGUCAUCAUGUACAUUCUACAGACGACAUGUGGUUAAAGUUCACAGUUUACAUUUUUUUUAGCAGAAGAUGACUAAAUUUUUAUUAUCAAAAAUAUUAUAUCCACUGGUUCUUCAGUAUGAGUUGCGGAACGAAUACAUUACAAUAAUCAUGAAAAAAAUCCCAUAAAAUUAAGCGACAAACAGUGAAAAAUUAAAUGUUCUGUUGACAUGAUAUAUAGUUAUUGAACAUUACAUUAUGGGCCGCGGUGGCCCAGUGGUUAAGGUGUCUCGACACUUUAUCACUAGCCCUCCACCUCUGGGUUGCGAGUUCGAAACCUAAGUGGGGCAGUUGCCAGGUACUGACCGUUAAUAGGACGUUAAACAAAAACAAACAAACCAAAUUACAUCUGUAAAAUUCAGGUUGCAUGCAAACAUCGAAGUAUAUAUAUUUCUAUGACCGAUUGAGCGGAUUACCAGUGAUAUAUUAUCAUAUACAUAAUUAUUUAGAGAAUCAUACUAUCUUUUAUACUAAUGUUCUAUCAUGUCAUGCCAGCCUCACUUAUUUGGGUAAUCAUCCAUGCAUGUCGUUGUUAUCGAUUGUAACGCAACAUAUUACGAAAUGUACAUAUUAUUGCUAGUUGUAUAAUAUGUAUGUUAUAUAUCAAUAAAUUAUAGGUAUUUCUAUAUUCGUACAAUUCUAGUUGGAUUGUUUAAACAUAAAAUAUACAGUUACUUUAUUACCCAAUAUCUGUUACUUUUUACUUAGAAAUAAAAUCAAGUAGAAUACAA
Molecule: messenger RNA, 3228 nt
Organism: Pecten maximus
Lineage: Eukaryota; Metazoa; Mollusca; Bivalvia; Pectinida; Pectinidae
Product: EGF-like domain-containing protein 2
Exons: 12
Coding region: 27-1547 (506 amino acids)
Source: RefSeq, a predicted model, not a curated record